GAGACGACAGCAUUUACCAGCUUCAAUGCUUUUUCAAUUUGCUUUUGAUUGUUUUUGUGACUGUAGAAGUUAUUGAAAACUUUAUGUUGUGAUGCUUGUCACGAUUAUAUUCCUCAAGAAGAGACGGUGACCUAAAAAGACUAUUAAAAAGUGUGAAAUAGUAUUUUACUGUAAUUAAACAAACGCGUCGGAGAGACAUUUAAAAAUUCUCACAUAACUGCUUUAAUAUCAGUGAUAAUACCUACUAAAACAAGCCAAAAUGGAUCAAAUGCUACCCAGUCCGUACAACAUACCUGGCAUAGGUACGCCUUUACAUCAACCAGAAGAGGACCAACAGAUCUUGCCAAAUGCUAUGCAGCAACAGCAUCAGCAUCAACAACAACAACAGCAGCACUCCCUGGCCGCGAUGGGCUCGUCACCGCUCGUGGGCUUCGGCUCAUCGUUGAUGGGAACGCCGCAAAGAUCAGUUCAUACCUAUGCGCCGGCCGCUAGCUAUGCUACACCUCAGCAAAUGAUGCAGCCUCAAACACCACAAAACUUGAUGUCUCCAAUGAUUACAAGUGGCAGUUUGGCUGGCCAGCCAAUGCUAAGCCAAGCCAGUCCUGCACCAAUGACACCAAUGACUCCACACUCUGCUGACCCUGGCAUUUUGCCACAGUUACAAAAUAUUGUGUCAACAGUAAACCUUAAUUGUAAGUUAGAUUUAAAAAAGAUUGCUCUUCAUGCAAGAAAUGCAGAAUAUAAUCCAAAGAGAUUUGCAGCAGUUAUUAUGAGAAUAAGAGAACCAAGAACUACUGCACUGAUAUUUUCAUCAGGAAAAAUGGUUUGCACAGGAGCCAAAAGUGAAGAAGACUCCCGUCUAGCAGCAAGAAAAUAUGCUAGGAUUAUACAAAAGCUUGGUUUUACUGCAAAGUUUUUAGACUUCAAAAUCCAGAAUAUGGUUGGAAGUUGUGAUGUAAAAUUUCCGAUUCGCCUUGAAGGCUUAGUAUUGACACAUGGACAGUUCAGUUCUUAUGAACCUGAGUUAUUUCCUGGCCUUAUUUAUAGAAUGGUAAAACCAAGAAUAGUAUUAUUGAUCUUUGUUUCUGGGAAAGUUGUGUUAACUGGAGCUAAAGUAAGAGAAGAGAUAUAUGAAGCAUUUGAUAAUAUUUAUCCAAUCCUAAAAAGUUUCAAAAAGCAGUAAGUUUGAACUUUUUUUUGGUAGCAGUAAGUGAGUUAAUAAAUGUUCUAUUUUAUAUAUUGCA
Messenger RNA from Helicoverpa armigera (cotton bollworm), 1244 nucleotides. It is a transcript of the gene Tbp, whose product is annotated as TATA-box-binding protein. Gene Ontology annotation, biological process: DNA-templated transcription initiation. Gene Ontology annotation, molecular function: RNA polymerase II general transcription initiation factor activity; DNA binding. The record is from RefSeq and is a predicted model, not a curated record. NCBI's taxonomy places the organism in Eukaryota, Metazoa, Arthropoda, Insecta, Lepidoptera, Noctuidae. The coding region runs from base 260 to 1183 and encodes 307 amino acids. The transcript is spliced from 4 exons.